GCUGGGGGCUUCCGGGAAACGCUUUCUGGGAAGGCGGGCCCUGGUGGAGAGAGGCGGCGAGCGAAGGGGCGCGAGUCGCGGGGUCGCGGGCCUCUCCGCGCCGUCGCGGUCUGCCGUCGGGGCUCGGCUUUGCCAUGGAGAGCGGGGGGCGGCCCUCCCUGGGCCAGUUCAUCCUCCUGGGCACCAGCUCUGUCGUCACCGCUGUUCUGUACUCCGUGUACCGGCAGAAGGCCCAGGUCGCCCAACAGCUCAAGGAAGCCAAGAAAAUCCACUUGGGUGACGAUUUGAAGGGUAUUCUUUCAGAAGCUCCAGGAAAAUGUGUGCCUUACGCUGUCAUCGAAGGGGCUGUGCGGUCGGUUAAGGAAACCCUGAACAGCCAGUUUGUGGAGAACUGCAAGGGGGUCAUCCAGCGGCUGACACUUCAGGAGCACAAGAUGGUGUGGAAUCGGACCACCCACCUCUGGAAUGACUACUCAAAGAUCAUUCACCAGAGGACCAACACGGUGCCCUUUGAUCUGGUGCCUCACGAGGAUGGCGUGGGUGUGGCUGUGCGUGUGCUGAAGCCCCUGGACUCCGUGGAUCUGGGCCUGGAGACCGUGUAUGAGAAGUUCCACCCCUCCGUCCAGUCCUUCACGGAUGCCAUCGGCCACUACAUCAGUGGUGAGCGGCCCAAAGGCAUCCAGGAGACGGAGGAGAUGCUGAAGGUGGGGGCCACGCUCACGGGGGUUGGAGAGCUGGUCCUGGACAACAACUCUGUCCGCCUGCAGCCCCCCAAGCAGGGCAUGCAGUACUACCUGAGCAGCCAGGACUUCGACACCCUGCGCCAGCGGCAGGAGUCGAGCGUCAGGCUCUGGAAGGUUCUGGCCCUGGUGUUUGGCUUUGCCACAUGCGCCACCCUCUUCUUCAUCCUGCGGAGGCAGUACCUGCAGCGACAGGAGCGCCUGCGCCUGCAGCAGAUGCAGGAUGAGUUCCUGGAGCACGAGGCCCAGAUGCUGCGCCAGGCCACGCCUGAGGACAGGGAGAGUCUCAAGAGUGCCUGCGUCGUGUGUCUGAGCAGCUUCAAGUCUUGUGUCUUUCUGGAGUGCGGGCAUGUGUGUUCCUGUCGAGAGUGCUACCGCGCCUUGCCAGAGCCCAAAAGGUGCCCCAUCUGCCGGCGGGAGAUCACCCGCGUGAUCCCCCUGUACAACAGCUAAGGGGCUUGCUGUCUUCCAGCUGAGCCAGGAGCAGCCUCCCUGGGCAAGGUUUUCUCUUGAAGCCUUUGGAAGGGGAGGCUGUGCCUCCAGGUCUGAUUGAGCAGACACAUCCAGGCUCCCCCCCUCCACCAGCAGGGUGUUGCCCUUCUUUCCUGGGAGGGCCCUUUGUGCUCCCAGAGUAUUUUGGGGAGCCCCAUGGGUGGGCUGUGGCCUGCCUCUUCUCCCAGGAACCAGAUGAUCUUGUGUGACACAGCACCUGUUUACCUGGGCUUCAAAGCCAGCCAUCUUCAGCACUCCUGGGCCACAGUGGUUGCAGCUGCCCUGUGUGGAGGAAAGGCCGGGCUCCGGGAGUCCUGAGGAGCUGCCUGGGGAGACUCUGCUGCUUUUCUCAUGCCUCUGCCUGGGGUCUGCGUUCAAAGUGUCAGCCUGCGCAGGCUGUGUAUCCCAUCCCCGCUGCUUCCGAAACCUGGGCUCCCAUAUGUAGAGAGGAAGCAGUAAGAUCAGCCAGCAGCAGACCAACAAGCUGAGCCUUGAGGGCCCUGCAGAGGACACACCGGGGCCCUGAUGUGGCCCCUCCAGUGCGAAGCCAGAGCCGGGAGGGCCGCAGGGU
Messenger RNA from Perognathus longimembris pacificus (Pacific pocket mouse), 1803 nucleotides. It is a transcript of the gene Mul1, whose product is annotated as mitochondrial E3 ubiquitin protein ligase 1. NCBI's taxonomy places the organism in Eukaryota, Metazoa, Chordata, Mammalia, Rodentia, Heteromyidae. Gene Ontology annotation, biological process: organelle organization; protein ubiquitination. The record is from RefSeq and is a predicted model, not a curated record. Gene Ontology annotation, cellular component: mitochondrion. The transcript is spliced from 4 exons. Gene Ontology annotation, molecular function: ubiquitin-protein transferase activity. The coding region runs from base 135 to 1193 and encodes 352 amino acids.